Cervus elaphus (red deer) is the source of this 670-nucleotide messenger RNA. Its product is annotated as zinc finger protein 215-like. The record is from RefSeq and is a predicted model, not a curated record. Bases 233 to 664 code for a protein of 143 amino acids. NCBI's taxonomy places the organism in Eukaryota, Metazoa, Chordata, Mammalia, Artiodactyla, Cervidae. The transcript has 2 exons.
GGGUGCUGCUGGGGGCUCCAGCCAAGCCUGGUGAGCGUGCGCAGGUGUGUCGGCCUGCUUCUGGAAUUUAAGAGUUUCUCAGUUACCUGAAUAUUGGCUGUGUGUCUGAAGCUCCUGGAACUUUUCUCACUGCAUAUAAACAUUAUACACAAGUGCUUAGCCCCAGCCUGAGAAUUAUUGGAAUCUUCUGGUAAGACAAAUUUGAACUGCAGGGGGAGUCCUGUGGAGGAAGAUGCAUCCUUUGAGCAAGCUGAUGACUAUCUCAAAACCUCAUAACCUGGCUCAUGAACAAAGUGAGGUCCUGAGAGCAAAUACGUCUUGGCAUCAGGAAACCAUCCCAGUCAUGGAGACAGAUGACUGUGAGGCCUCUCGUCAGAAAUUCAGUCAUUUCCAGUAUUUGGAAGUGUCUGGGCCUCGUGAAGCCCUGAGCCAACUCUGGGAGCUCAGUCUUCAGUGGCUGAGACCAGAAAUUCAUACAAAGAAGCAGAUUCUAGAGUUAUUGGUGCUGGAGCAGUUCCUGACAAUUCUCCCUGAAGAAGUCAGGACUUGGGUGAAUUUACAACAUCCGAAGAAUAGCAAAGAAGUGGUGAGCCUCAUACAGGAUGUGAUUGAUAUGCUUGAAGAUGAAGGUGAGAAUAUAGAAAAUUGGAGGUGGAAUAGCUGAUCCUCU